Phascolarctos cinereus (koala) is the source of this 5513-nucleotide messenger RNA. RefSeq names its product protein phosphatase 1 regulatory subunit 12A (gene PPP1R12A). Gene Ontology annotation, molecular function: enzyme inhibitor activity; protein kinase binding; phosphatase regulator activity. Gene Ontology annotation, cellular component: cytoplasm; Z disc; A band. Gene Ontology annotation, biological process: signal transduction. Lineage: Eukaryota; Metazoa; Chordata; Mammalia; Diprotodontia; Phascolarctidae. The record is from RefSeq and is a predicted model, not a curated record.
CCGCCGCCCCUCCCUUUCCCCCCUCCCUUCCUCCCUCUCCCUCCCUCCUCCCCUCGCGAUAAGAAGACCCGGCGGCCGGAGAGGGGGAUGAAGAUGGCGGACGCGAAGCAGAAGCGGAACGAGCAGCUGAAGCGCUGGAUCGGCUCCGAGACGGACCUCGAGCCGCCUGUGGUGAAGCGCCAGAAGACCAAGGUGAAGUUCGACGAUGGCGCCGUCUUCCUGGCAGCCUGCUCCAGCGGGGACACGGACGAGGUGCUCGAGCUGCUGCACCGCGGCGCCGACAUCAACUACGCCAAUGUGGACGGACUCACUGCCCUGCACCAGGCAUGCAUUGAUGAUAAUGUUGAUAUGGUGAAAUUUCUGGUGGAAAAUGGAGCAAAUAUUAAUCAACCUGAUAACGAGGGCUGGAUACCACUACAUGCAGCUGCUUCCUGUGGAUAUCUUGAUAUAGCAGAGUUUUUAAUUGGUCAAGGAGCACAUGUAGGAGCUGUCAAUAGUGAAGGUGACACACCUUUAGAUAUUGCUGAAGAGGAGGCAAUGGAAGAGCUACUUCAAAAUGAAGUUAAUCGACAAGGCGUCGAUAUAGAGGCAGCCCGUAAGGAAGAAGAACGGAUAAUGCUUCGGGAUGCAAGACAGUGGCUCAAUAGUGGCCACAUCAAUGAUGUUAGGCAUGCAAAGUCUGGUGGUACUGCACUCCAUGUAGCAGCUGCUAAAGGCUAUACAGAAGUUUUAAAACUCUUACUACAGGCAGGCUAUGAUGUAAAUAUUAAAGAUUAUGAUGGUUGGACACCUCUUCAUGCUGCAGCUCACUGGGGUAAAGAAGAAGCCUGUCGAAUUUUAGUGGACAAUCUUUGUGAUAUGGAGAUGAUCAACAAAGUGGGUCAGACUGCCUUUGAUGUAGCAGAUGAAGACAUCCUAGGAUAUUUAGAAGAACUGCAAAAGAAACAAAAUCUGCUCCAUAGUGAAAAGCGAGAAAAGAAGUCUCCACUAAUCGAGUCUACGGCCAAUAUGGACAACAACCAGUCACAAAAAGCAUUUAAAAAUAAAGAAACAUUAAUUAUUGAGCCAGAGAAAAAUGCAACCAGUAUUGAAUCUCUGGAGCAGGAAAAGGCAGAUGAAGAAGAAGAAGGCAAGAAAGAUGAAUCUAGUUGCUCUAGUGAAGAAGAUGAGGAAGAUGACUCAGAAUCAGAAGCUGAAACAGAUAAAACAAAACCUUUGGCAUCUGUUACUAACACCAGUACCUCCAAUGUGCCAGCAGCUCCUGUAGCUGUCACAACACCUACCUUAUCUUCUGGCCAGGUGACACCUACAUCACCCAUUAAAAAGUAUGAUUUCAUUCCUCCUAUCAUUCCUGUGGCGGAAUCAAUAGAUCCUGCAUCAUGGAGGCAGGGGUUACGCAAAACUGGCAUUGUUCUUGUGCCCAGUAAGGGUGAAAAACUUCUGUUUCCAGCUUCUACAAAGAUUUCCCCAAAAGAAGAGGAGAGAAAAGAUGAAUCCCCAGCUUCUUGGCGGCUUGGUCUUAGGAAGACAGGCAGCUAUGGUGCCCUUGCUGAAAUCACAGCCUCUAAAGAAGCCCAGAAAGAGAAGGACACAGCAGGGGUUAUGCGCUCAGCAUCCAGCCCCAGGCUUUCUUCUUCAUUGGAUAAUAAAGAAAAGGAGAAAGAUAACAAAGGAACUAGACUUGCAUAUGUUACACCUACAAUACCUAGGCGUCUGGCCAGUACGUCAGACAUCGAGGAGAAAGAAAACAGAGAUUCUUCAAGCUUACGAACAAGUGGUUCGUAUACAAGAAGAAAAUGGGAAGAAGAUAUCAAGAAGAAUAGCUCAAUUAAUGAAGGAUUAUCAUCACUCGGCCCACCUUAUCAUAAAAGUUGUUCCUUUGGUAGAAGACAAGAUGAUUUGGUUAAUUCUAGUGUUCCAAGUACCACUUCAGCACCAACAGUUACCUCUGCAACUGGGCUCCAGAAAAGCCUGCUUUCAGGUGCAAGCACUACCACAAAGGUUGCCACCAGCUCCUCUCCAGCAGGCACACAAAGCAGUACCUCACAUCGUUUGUGGGCUGAGGAUAGUGCUGAAAAAGACAAGGACAGUGUUCCCACGGCAGUGACCAUUCCUGUUGCACCAACUGUUGUAAAUGCUGCCGCUUCUACCACAGCCUUGACUACAACUACUGCUGGCACUGUAUCCUCAACAUCAGAGGUCAGGGAGAGACGCAGAUCAUACCUCACUCCAGUUAGGGACGAAGAAUCCGAAUCCCAAAGAAAAGCAAGAUCGAGGCAAGCAAGACAGUCUAGAAGAUCAACCCAGGGAGUGACAUUGACUGAUCUUCAGGAAGCUGAGAAAACUAUAGGAAGAAGUCGAUCUACUCGAACCAGAGAACAAGAAAGUGAAGAAAAAGAGAAAGAAGAAAAAGAAAAACAAGACAAAGAAAAGCAAGAAGACAAAAAGGAGUCAGACACUUCCAGAGAAGAUGAAUAUAAGCAGAAAUACUCUAGGACAUAUGACGAGCCCUAUCAGCGUUAUAGACCAGUGUCAACCUCAAGUUCAACUGCUCCAUCAUCAUCUUCACUUUCCACCAUCAGCAGUUCUCUCUAUACUACAAGUCAAUUAAACAGGCCAAAUAGUCUCAUAGGUAUAACAUCUGCUUAUUCCAGAGGUUUAACAAAAGAUAAUGAAAGAGCUCUGGUGAUGACAAGAGUUCUGAGGGAUGGUGAAAAAAAAGAGGAAGAAAAAGAAGGAGAAGAUAAAUCACAAACGAAAUCAAUACGAGAACGACGGCGACCAAGAGAGAAGCGGAGAUCUACUGGAGUUCCACUUUGGACACAAGAUAGUGAUGAAAAUGAACAGGAACAGCAGUCUGAUUCUGAAGAGGGAUCAAAUAAAAAAGACACUCAGACUGAUUCCCUUUCAAGACAUGACACAGGUUCCACGUCAUCCACUGAGCGUUGUGAUUCCUUGCUGAGUCGAUCUGGGUCUUACAGUUACUUGGAAGAAAGAAAACUUUACUCUAGCAGACUAGAAAGAGAAGAUUCAACUGACUUUAAAAAGCUUUAUGAACAAAUUCUAGCUGAAAAUGAAAAACUGAAAACACAGCUACAUGAUACAAAUAUGGAGCUGACAGAGCUUAAACUGCAGUUGGAAAAGGCCACCCAGAGACAAGAAAGAUUUGCAGACAGGUCACUUUUGGAAAUGGAAAAAAGGGAACGAAGAGCUCUAGAAAGAAGAAUAUCUGAAAUGGAAGAAGAACUCAAAAUGCUACCAGACCUGAAAGCAGACAACCAGAGGCUAAAAGAUGAAAAUGGGGCCUUGAUCAGAGUUAUAAGCAAACUUUCCAAAUAAAAGAAAGCAGCAAGUAAUGAUAUUGCACAUACUAAUAACCCCAGUGGACCAUGGUUGGCAGUCAUUGGAUUCAUGGGGAAAGAAUCCUUCAAGACUGUCAUUUUCAAAUAUCCUGCCAAAUGCCCUCUUACCUAUGGGUUAUUUUAUGGGGUGUUUUUUUUUGUUUUGUUUUGGUUUUGGUUUUUUGGUUUUGCUUCAUUUUUGCACCAAGACCAUUGUUUCAUGUUAAUGCAGCUGCUGAGAAGAUGACAAUGACUGAGAAAUCUUGUUUACAGCUACAGCAUACAUAAGGAAAGUGUUCAAGGCCGGAUACGCCUCAGAUAUUUAACCAGUAAGCCUUAGUUGUACAGAAACACUUUUGCAUCAACAAAAGCUUUCAGCUCUCACAGAAGACAGUUACUCAACAUAUUUUUUUUGAUGUUGUGCCACAGCUUCCAGUUUUCUGAUAUUCCAUUUUCGUUGUUUUAAAUCUUAAGUUUGGAUUUGUCUUUUUCCCUUCUAACUAUUCAUGUGCCAGACUUCCCCCAGCCCUGUGUACAGUGUUUUCACUGCUUCGUCAUUUGCAAAGAACACAUCUUCUAAAGUACAUCUUUGUAUAGUGAUAUAGUGUUGUGUUGUUUAACCACCUAGAACAGGAAUCCUAGGUGGAACAUUUGCUUUCACUGUUUGUGCAAUAUGCAUUUAUUUCUUAUAUGAAAUGCUUUAAUGUCAGUUCAAAUUAGAAUUCCACAGAUCCUGUUUUCUGCUUUCAUUGGUCAUGUUUAUUGUUUGGGGUUUGUUUUGGGGUUUUUUGUUUUGUUUUUUUUUUUAAUUGUAGAGUAAGAUGUUGAAUACUGUAAUCUUCACGUUUUAUUUUAGCAGGUACUGAGUGAUGCUGUAUAUAUCAAUAAGUGUACUGUUUGGAUUUUUAAACUACCACAUGGCAUGCUUGACUUAUUUCAUUAUUGCAAAUGUCUGUUCAUGCAAAGUAGGCUACUCCAGAAUAGUGUUAAAAUUUGCAAACUUUGUGGUAUCAAGAAUUUAAAUAUUAUGCAUUUUAUGGAGUCCUAUCUUUACAAAAGGUUUCUACUGUAAAGUAAUUUUCUUUCCAAUUUUCAUUUGAUAGUGUUCACCAUAAUUAAAGUUGCUUAAAUAUAAUUGCUUUCACUACAUUUCACAUACCUGUAUUUAUCUGAGUGCUGUCCGAAACUGUUGUGCUAGCCAAAGUAAUGUUAUUAAAUCAUUUCCAAACCUAAUCCAUUACUCAUAUUAAUGUUUAUAUGCACUGUUGCCAUGUGAAGGGGCAUCUAAUUUGAUACCAUCACCAUCAUGUCAGACCAUUUUGUACAUUUCAGUGGCCUUUUUCAAAAAAACAAAAACAAAAAAAAGAGUACUUAAGCAAAGAUGUCUUUUGUUAAGAGACAAAUAGCUUUUAUAUUUUCAUUUAACCAUGUGAAAAAAUGACAUCUUACUGGCACAUAAUCUAUCUCCUAAAACCACUGAACAGUUCAGCCAUUAAAAUAAAUUGUACAUUGUAAAGCUUGAAGUAGCUGUUGUAUUAUUGAUUAUAUUGUAUACUAUAUUAAAUGUGAAUUUGUACCCCUUCAUUUAAAAAGGUCAUUGUGUUCAACUGCCUAAUUUAGGUUAUUUGGGGCAGGGGGGGAGGGGGGAAGGGUAUUUUGGUUUAGCAGGACGUUAAGUCUUUCUGUUGAUUGGUUUUAUGAAGAUACAAGGUUAUGCUCUUACUACCAAGCUCAGGAUUCUUGAUUUUUAAAGGUACAAGGAUAGUUUUGGGAUCUUUCUUUUGUCAUAAUUGAACUGUUUGAAAAGUGGGUCUGAAUAUAGAGACUUUCCAUGGUCUGAGGUAAAAUAUGCAGAUUACUGAUCAGUUUAAAUGGCUGCAACCUGUUAACGGUGUUGCACAACAGUUGGGCAUGCUGAGGAUUAUAUUUCGUGAUGUUUGGAUGCCUGUGAAGAAUGAUUAAAUGCGUGUUUCUAAUAUUUUAGUGUUUUGUAUUUAGGUUAUUUAUUCUUUGUAUCUAAAACUGAACGGCUACUGUGCUAUAUUGAUUUUAUUGGUAGUAUUGCGCAGACUUUGUUUCUGCAUGAAACUAGUUGCAAAACCCACUAUUUUGGAAAAAAUGUAUUUUGACAUAUACAAAUAAAAUAAAUAAAACUAUUUUAAAUGUCUGAAA